Messenger RNA from Hemiscyllium ocellatum (epaulette shark), 3510 nucleotides. Its product is annotated as neurofilament medium polypeptide-like. The transcript has 9 exons. Lineage: Eukaryota; Metazoa; Chordata; Chondrichthyes; Orectolobiformes; Hemiscylliidae. The record is from RefSeq and is a predicted model, not a curated record. The coding region runs from base 1 to 3411 and encodes 1136 amino acids.
AUGCUUGAUGAAGAAGGAGAACCCAUGGGUUCCAGAACAGUCAGCAAGGCUGUUGAAGAGGCAGGCAUGUUUCAUGAACUUAAUGAUGAAAUUGCAGCACUCGUUGCAGCCAAUGACGCAACACAAACAUUUAUCGAUCAUCUGGAAGAAACAAGCAAACAUAUCGAGGACAACUGUAGAAGCCAAAAACAAAUCAUGUGUGAAAAGAUUGACUCCCUAAUUGCAAUCUUGGAAGAAAGAAAACAGCAAAUGAUGCAAAAAAUCACAAGUGAACAAGAGGAAAAAAUGACCCACUGCAAAUCCUUGAUAAAAUCAUAUGCUGAACGUAUCCAGUCCAUGUCUAAGCUUGUAGAGACUGCUCUACAAUCCUUGGAAGAACCGCAAAUGGCAGUCUUUUUGCAGAAUGCAAAGAUAUUGACAGCUAAACUUUCAGAGGCAACAAGAGCAUCAGUGAUUGAAGAUUUGGAGCAUAACUAUGAAAAUAUGAAUCACUACAAUGUAGAUGUUGAGAAGGAACAGAAUCUGCUCCAAACAAUUAAUUUCCACAAAGUUGAAGAGCAAACUGAAGAAGGAGUUGAAGAUGAGGAAGGUGCAGCAGAGAAGAAUGAAGACACUGAAAUUGUGGCUGGACAUUUAGAAAUGCCUAGGACAGAACCUUCAGAUAUUAUCACCAAAGUCUUUACCAUGGAGAAAUCUAAUGAUGAAUCUGAAGAUAGUGUGGCUAAAAUCCAUUUCACAACAGAACCCACCACAGAAACUUUAGGAACUCCAGAUAUUUUUUCUUCAAAUCAAGAUCCCAACAUUGCAGGUUCUGUGGAUAAAGUUCAGCAGGAGGAAAAGGCCGAUCCUGAAUCAUCAGGUGAAAUCUUUGAAGUUCAUGAAGUGGAAGAACCCAGUGCUGAGUGCUCAGGUCCUUUGUUUGAAGGUCAGGAAGAAGAAGGGUCCAUUACUGAGACUCCAGUUGUUGUGGUUGAGGUUGCUGAGAAGGGAGAGUCCAAUGCUGAGUCUGCAGGUAGUGGGUUCGAUGUCUCUGAGGAGAGCAAACCUGUUUCUGAGUGUCCAGGUGCUGUGGCUGAGAUCCCAGAGGAAGGAGGGUCCAGCUCUCAAUCUCCAGGUGAUGUGGCUGAGGUCCCAGAGGAAGAAGGGUCCAGCUCUCAAUCUCCAGGUGAUGUGGCUGAAGUCCCAGAGGAAGGAGGAUCCAGUUCUCAAUCUCCAGGUGCUGUGGCUGAAGUUCCAGAGGAAGGAGGAUCCAGCUCUCAAUCUCCAGGUGAUGUGGCUGAAGUCCCAGAGGAAGGAUGGUCCAGCUCUCAAUCUCCAGGUGCCGUGGCUGAAGUCCCAGAGGAAGGAUGGUCCAGCUCUCAAUCUCCAGGUGCCGUGGCUGAAGUUCCAGAGGAAGGAGGGUCCAGCUCUCAAUCUCCAGGUGCUGUGGCUGAGGUCCCAGAGGAAGAAGGGUCCAGCUCUCAAUCUCCAGGUGAUGUGGCUGAAGUCCCAGAGGAAGGAGGGUCCAGCUCUCAAUCUCCAGGUGCCGUGGCUGAAGUUCCAGAGGAAGGAGGGUCCAGCUCUCAAUCUCCAGGUGCCAUGGCUGAGGUCCCAGAGGAAGGAGGGUCCAGCUCUCAAUCUUCAGGUGCUGUAACUCGGGUCCCAGAGGAAGAAGGGUCCAGCUCUGAGUGUUCAGGUGCUGAGGCUAAGGUCCCUGAAGAGGAAGAGGAAACCAUCCCUGAAUCUUCGGAUGCUGUGAUCAAAGUCCAUAAAGAGGAAGAGUUCAGCUCUGAAUCUCCAGAUACUGUGGCUGAAGUCUCUAAUGUGAAAGAGACCAGCUGUGAGUUUCCAGGUGCUAUAGCUAAGGUCCAAGAGGGAAAAGAGUCCAGCCCUGAAUGUCCAAGUGGUGUAGCUGAAGUUCCAAAAGAGAAAGAAACCAGCUCUGAAUCUCCGGGUACUGUGGAUGAUGUCUCUAAAAAGAAAGAGCCCAACUCUGACUCAUUGGAUGUUACAGAUGAAGUCCCUGAGGAAAAAGAGUCCACCUCUGAGUGUUCAGGUGCUGAGGCUAUGAUCCCUGAAGAGGAAGAGAAAACCAUCCCUGAGGCUUCAGAUGCUGUGGGUGAAGUCUCUAAAGAUGAAGAACUCAGUUCUGAAUCUUCAGGUGCUGUGGGUAAGGUCUCAGAAGGAAAAUACACCAUCUCUGAGUCUUCAGGUGCUGUGGCUGAAGUCCCAGAGGAAAAAAUGACCAUCAGUGAAACUCCAGGCGCUGUGGCUGAUGUCCAUAAAGAGAAUGAGGAACCCCGUCCUGUGUCUUCAGCUGCUGCAGAUGGGAUCUCAAAGGAAAAAGAGUUGAAUCCUGAAUCUUCAGAUGCUACGGCUGAUGUCUCUGAGGAGUCUAAUGCAUAUACAAUUACAAUGGCAGAAAUUUCAGAAAAGGAGACCAAUUUUGAGUCUUCAGGUGUUGUGGCUGAUGUCUAUACAAAGUCCUCAGAUGCAGCGGGUGAUGUUCCUCCUGAGGAAGUUUUGAAUAAUGCAUCUCAUUUUGUAAAGGAUGAAGGCCUUUCAACAGAGGAUCUUGUAAAUGUAAUUCCUGAAACAAAAGAAUCCAAUGAGACAUUCCUAGAUGUUCCAAAUGCAGCCUCUAACAUGGAAGAAAAUCAUAUGUUGACUGCAGAUACUGAGGAAUCAGCAAAAAAAAUCCUUACUUCUACAACUCUACUUCUUCCAGACAAAGUCUCUGUCAUAGAAGAAUCUAUAGUUGAACCUCCAGGUAGUACAAUUGCCAUAUCUACAAAGCAAGAGCUUAAUGAUCCACUUUCAGAUACUGUCAAUGCCAUGGAUUCCAUUACGGCAUCUCCAAUUGUUAUACAUAGUGUAUGCCCAAUAGGCGAAUCAGAAGUGGCAUCUUCAUGUAUGGUGGAUGGAAUUCCUCCAGGUGUAGAACCAAUUAUUCCACUAAUAGAUGUUGAAGCCUGUAAAUUAGGACAAGAAAAAACUGAAGUUGAGGAAUUUGAAGCAAUUGUACAGCAGGAUGCUAUAUUAAGUGGAAGUUUUAAUGCUGAUGAUUUAAAAAUGACACAAUUGUUGGAAGUGGUUGAUGAAGAAAUCAAACUGUACCCAGGGGGGCAAAAAUGUGAUUCAUGGCAUGUGAUUAAUUCCUCUGGGCUUGCUCCAAAUGCCGCCCAGCAUGUCACCUGUCAAGAUCAGAUUGAGCCAACAUCAACAACAAAGAAAGAACUGGAGUCAGAGCACAACCCUGUUGGAACUGCUGAAGGCUCACCAGGUGUCAUGAAAAAGUCUGACAGUGAAAAUAAAGUGUCAUCACCUGUCAUGCAGGCUCUAGGCUUCUGCCUUUCAAUGUUGACACUGAUGGUCAUACUUCACAACCUAUGGAAUAGGAUUGAAUACAUGACUUGUACAAAGAAGGGUUGAAUGGACUUUUAAUGAAGAAGAUGGAAAGCCCAGGGUCUGCUAUAAAAGCCACUGUACAACAGACGACAAGUCGUGAACCAAGCAUAACUGACUCUCCUC